This is a messenger RNA of Aspergillus alliaceus, 762 nucleotides long. RefSeq names its product Matrixin-domain-containing protein. NCBI's taxonomy places the organism in Eukaryota, Fungi, Ascomycota, Eurotiomycetes, Eurotiales, Aspergillaceae. The record is from RefSeq and is a predicted model, not a curated record. Gene Ontology annotation, molecular function: metalloendopeptidase activity; zinc ion binding. The transcript has a single exon. Gene Ontology annotation, cellular component: extracellular matrix. The coding region runs from base 1 to 762 and encodes 253 amino acids. Gene Ontology annotation, biological process: proteolysis.
AUGGCACCCCAAGACUGGAAGGCUCCGGCCGUUGCGGAUGCCGAUAAGCCAGAGGAAAAGAAAAAAGUCCGAGCAUAUUUACAGACGCUCGGAUAUCUGGAUAUCUCCAAAAGCCCCGAUGGCGGAUUCUCAGAGGCGGAGGAUUAUGCUGCCCUCCGUAAGUUCCAACAUUUCUACGGACUAAAUGAUGAAACUGGGUCCUACAACGAGAAAACAAAGCAGGCCAUGACAGAGAAGCGCUGUGGUAUCCCUGAAAACAAUGUAGUUGCAAGUUUCAAUACCGGUCCUCCCAAGUGGAACAAACAGGUCAUUACUUGGAAACUGAAGAAUAAGUCCCGGCAUCUGGGACAAGAGAAUGCCCGAACACAAAUCAGAGACGCGUUUGCUGAAUGGCAGAAAUACUUCCGAUAUCCCCAGAUAGAGGAGUCGGAAAAUGAGGAAGAAGAUAUCAGUAUUGAGUUUGCUGAAACUCAUCAUGGCGAUGGAUACCCAUUUGAUGGCCCUGGGAACGUGCUCGCUCAUGCGUUCUUCCCACUUCCUAGCAGUGGCGUGCUGGCUGGUGAUAUGCAUUUUGAUGAAGCGGAGCAGUGGACCACCACAUUCCUGCGACAGGUGGCUUUGCAUGAACUCGGUCAUUCACUUGGACUUGACCAUUCUAGUGACCCUAAUUCAGUCAUGUGGCCUUGGUUCAACGGCAAGUCCAAGCUCGAACGUGACGAUAUUGCGCGGAUCCAAACUCUUUAUCCCGAGCAUACUCUGUGA